UAGGAACGCGGGGCCGCGGCUCCCCCCGCUGCUCUCAGCCAAUGGGAGCGAGCUGGGCGGGCCCAGCAGGGUAGGCUGAGCGGCGGCUCUUAAAGGGCCAGGCGGCCCCCGGUGCGGCGGGGACGCGGAGCGGCGGCGGGCAGGGGUCAGCUGAAAGACAAAGCCAUGGCGGGCCCCGCCGACACCCCCCGCGCCUCAGCGCCGCCAUUCCCAGCACGGAGCCCGAGCCCCGAGCCUCCCGCGGCCCGUUUCCAGCAUGUCCACGGAUGGCAGCUUCGGUACAGCUGGCAACAGCGAUGCCCAGCAAAGCCUCCAGUCCUUCUGGCCACGAGUCAUGGAGGAGAUCCGCAACCUCACCGUGAAAGACUUCAGAGUUCAAGAACUGCCCCUGGCUCGUAUUAAGAAGAUAAUGAAGCUAGAUGAGGAUGUGAAGAUGAUCAGCGCUGAAGCUCCUGUGUUGUUCGCCAAGGCAGCUCAGAUAUUCAUAACAGAAUUGACUCUGCGAGCGUGGAUACACACAGAGGACAACAAACGCAGGACUCUGCAGAGGAAUGACAUCGCCAUGGCGAUUACAAAGUUUGAUCAGUUUGACUUUCUCAUCGACAUCGUUCCCAGAGAUGAGCUGAAGCCUCCAAAGCGGCAGGAGGAGGUGCGUCAGGCUGUGACCCCAGCCGAGCCCGUCCAGUAUUAUUUCACGCUCGCCCAGCAGCCUGCUGCAGUGCAGGUCCAGGGGCAGCAGCAAGGGCAGCAGACCACGACGUCCACCACCACCAUCCAGCCCGGGCAGAUCAUCAUUGCACAGCCGCAGCAGGGGCAGACCACCCCUGUGACGAUGCAGGUGGGAGAAGGCCAGCAGGUGCAGAUCGUGCAGGCGCAGCCGCAAGGACAGACCCAGCAGGCGCAGAGCGGGACCGGGCAGACCAUGCAAGUCAUGCAGCAGAUCAUCACCAACACGGGGGAGAUCCAGCAGAUCCCGGUUCAGUUGAAUGCUGGCCAGCUGCAGUAUAUCCGCUUAGCCCAACCUGUGUCAGGCACCCAGGUAGUCCAGGGGCAGAUCCAGACGCUUGCAACCAAUGCACAGCAGAUAACGCAGACAGAAGUCCAGCAAGGACAGCAGCAGUUCAGCCAGUUCACAGAUGGACAGCAGCUUUAUCAGAUCCAGCAAGUGACCAUGCCUGCAGGCCAGGACAUCACCCAGCCCAUGUUCAUCCAGUCCACCAACCAAACCUCAGACGGCCAGGCCACGCAAGUGACAGGGGACUGAGAGCACCUCGUGUCUCCGUGUGGAAACAAAACCCCGUUCCAGCCCCACGCUGGCCGUACCGACCCGGUCUGAUGAACCCAUCUGCUUCUCUGUAUCCGUGCUCAAUAUUCAGCCUACAGUAGGCUGCGGUCUCUGGUGCACUGUACACCUUCCUCUGGUGGGUAUGAGAGAAUAUCCAGCAGACACUGACAAGAAGGCAAUAUUUGUAUUUUUAAUUUCAGAAGUCAAUAUUUCAGUGUAUUCAGCUGCUUGUUCCGACCCCCUGGAAACUGAAGAGAAGUAAUCGAAAGGAAUUGGCAGCAUCUCAUUGAACGAUGUGUAAAAACGUUUUUAUCUAGUGAAAUGAUUAAAGGGUACUGCCUCUGGUUUGUUGUAAGAGCUUUAUUCCCGGUAUUCUCUUUGUAUUUUUCUCCGAAUAGAGCUAGAUUCAGUCCUACCAUCUCAGUGGUCCAUUAGGGGCGUGGGGGGGGGGGGCAGUGUGUAUGUGUGUUAGAUUUUCCUCUCCUGCCUCCUUUUUUGGUAAGCCGGAGCAUUGAGUGUAUGCAGCUAGGGGGCAGGGAGUAGGGGAAGAGUAAUUAAAGUGAAAACAAAAACAUUCCUUGUAUUAUGACUGUAUUUUCGGAGGACAAACGAUUCUUUAAUUUGGCCUGGUUUAUUCCAGAAACACUAAUGGAAGUCUGGACAAACCCCAGCCCUGCUGUUAACUGUUGUACUAGCUUCAGUCGAUGCAUGUAAUAUAAGCUUCAUAAAACAAAAUAAAUUUCCUUUCUAAGA
Molecule: messenger RNA, 2038 nt
Organism: Anas platyrhynchos (mallard)
Lineage: Eukaryota; Metazoa; Chordata; Aves; Anseriformes; Anatidae
Gene: NFYC
Product: nuclear transcription factor Y subunit gamma
Biological process (GO): regulation of transcription by RNA polymerase II
Cellular component (GO): CCAAT-binding factor complex; nucleus
Molecular function (GO): DNA-binding transcription activator activity, RNA polymerase II-specific; protein heterodimerization activity; RNA polymerase II cis-regulatory region sequence-specific DNA binding
Source: RefSeq, a predicted model, not a curated record